Molecule: messenger RNA, 2753 nt
Organism: Asparagus officinalis (garden asparagus)
Lineage: Eukaryota; Viridiplantae; Streptophyta; Magnoliopsida; Asparagales; Asparagaceae
Product: RINT1-like protein MAG2L
Exons: 4
Coding region: 294-2546 (750 amino acids)
Biological process (GO): regulation of ER to Golgi vesicle-mediated transport; endoplasmic reticulum to Golgi vesicle-mediated transport; retrograde vesicle-mediated transport, Golgi to endoplasmic reticulum
Cellular component (GO): Dsl1/NZR complex
Source: RefSeq, a predicted model, not a curated record
GGUUUCUUUUUCUUCUCUCUCGAUUUCAUGGCGAAAUUUCCUCCCCCGUCAACAACAACGACGGCGGCGACACUGCCGAGCCCCUCUCAAAUCUCCGGCAGCACAUUCAGCUUUCUCGCUUUCUCGACCGCCAUUUCAAGACCCAACGAGAUCUCCCGGCUGCUGCAUCUCUAGCGUCAGAGCUCAACAGAGACUGCUCCCUUCUCCAUAGAAACCUCGAGGACCUCAUCGCCAAGCUCUCUCUCGCCGCAUCGGAUUGGAUCUCUCGCUCAACCGAUGCCAGAUCGAUACUGAUGCGCAGUGUUGAAUCUUGCUGCCCAUCGUCUCCUCCAGAUGGGAACGCGAUGAUGGGUCGCCGUCAAAAAAGGAUCUUGGGGGUUGAGCUGCCGGCGCUGGCGAAUGAGGUUGCUCGUAUCGAAACGAUUCGGCUAUAUGCAGAGACCACCCUAAAGCUGGAAGUUUUGGUUGGAGACCUGGAAGAUGCAACAUUCUCUGUUACAAACAAAACUUCAAGAAAUAAUCCAUUUAACCUUUUGAAAGCAUCAAGACCAACUGAUCAGGACAUUGGCCAGAAACAAGCAAAGCUCAUGCUAGCUGUUAAAGCCAUGAACCGGAUAGAAGAAAUUUUGGUGGAUGUAGCGAAUAGAAGACCACAUUGGACGCACCUUCUCAUGGCUGUUGAUGCUCGUGUAGAAAAAGCACUAUCCAUUCUGAGGCCACACGUGCUUUCUAACCAUCGAAUCUUGCUUUCUUCCCUUGGAUGGCCACCAUCUCUUACGACAUCUAGCAAUGAAAAAGGAACACGCUCGGCAAUUCCUAACCCUCUUGUUUUGAUGGAAGGGGAGAAUAAAGAGUUGUAUUGCGAGAGCUUUUUAAAGCUAUGUGCUUUGCAACAUUUGCAAGUACGAAGGACAGGACGCCAAAACAAACUUCAAGGAUAUAACAAUGCGUGCAAAGUAUCAAAUUCCAUAGAUACUAUCAAACAAUCUUGUUUUGAACAUGGAUUAUGGUCUAUUGAUGAAUUGGUGCAACCAAUUGCAUCGAGGAUGGAACACCAUUUUUCUCAAUGGUCUGACGAACCAAAAUUCAUUUUUGCUCUAGUAUACAAAAUCACACGAGAUUUCCUUGAGGGAGUGGACAAUAUAUUACAGCCAUUAAUUGAUAAAGCAGCACUUGCAGGUUGUAGCGCUAAAGAAGCUUGGGUGUCAGCAAUGGUGACGGUGUUAUCUAGAUAUCUUGAAAGGCAAGCUUUUCCUUCUCUUGUCGCAAACUAUGUUGAUAGGGUUGAGAAUACUGUGAUAAACUCUUCGUGGCUUCAUCUUAUUGACCUUAUGAUUAGUUUUGAUAAGAAGUUUCAAGUUCUUGCAUCUUCAGAAACUCAGUUGAUAGGAUCAUUUGCAUAUUUGAAAGGACUCUCACAAUCUCAACUGUUACUUUCAGUAUUUGAUCAGCAUCUAGAUUGGCUUCAGAUAUGGGCUGAGAUAGAACUCAAUGAUGCACAACAGAAGCUAAAUUUACAGUUGGUAGAUGAGGAAAGCUGGUCAAUAGAUGUGAGCCCUGAUGAAGAAAUUGAGACAUUCCUUCUUUCUACUAGAGAAGAUUAUAAAGCACCACCAAUUGCCGAAUCUGUAGUCAAAAUCUCAUGGGCAAUGAUAGAAAGGGGUCAAUCUUUAUGGUCCAAAUUGUCGAAAACUCAAUUUAUUAGGUCUUCUGCAACCCUUUUCUUGAACCAUUUCUUCAUCAUCUUGCUUCAACGUUUUCGAGAUAUGGAUUUGAUAUCUGCCAUUUUAGAAGAUGAUGCUCUGUUGACAGUCAUUGGAUCAAUAAAUACUGCUCGGUACUGUGAGUAUAUCCUACAUGAAUGGAAUGAGGAUAUCGGCUUCUUGGAGAUGGCUGUUAAUGACAAAGAUCCUGAUAACUUGUUUUUCAAUGAUGAGAUUUCAUUUCUGGUUAAAUUAGAAACAGAUUGCCUAGUAGAGAUUGUGUCUGCUCUUCUGCUACAAUUUGAUGCUUUAUCUUCAUAUUACAUUCAUGAUAUUGAACAGUGGGAAAGAGAACAAACUGAAUUCGAUGAUCAAAUACUUGAAGAUGAAAAUAUGAACGUAUCUCCUAGUUUUAUUGAAGCACUUGAUAUGUUAAGACACCGAUUCCAAGUCCUAAGGUUAAGUUUAAAUUCCAAGGACUUUGUAGAGAUAUGGAGAAACGUCGCAGAAGGGCUUGACCAUUUCAUCUUCAGCAGCAUCCUUUUGAGCAAUGUGAAGUUCUCCCAACAUGGAGCUUAUCAGUUUAUAAUGGAUGUGAAAGCGCUUUUUCUUGUAUUUAAGCCUUUUUGUCCGAGGCCUGAAGCAUUUUUUCCUUGCAUAAGUGAUUCUCUGAAACUAUUAGGUAUGGAUAGAAAAGAUGUGAAGUAUACGCUUAAAGUUCUAGCAGUAGAAGGUGUAAUAUCAGAAGAGCGUUUGAGGGCCAGGGGUUUGUUUCAUGUGUCUGUUGACCAGGGUUUAAAAAUUCUGAGGAAUAGAAAGUUUGAAGGUCAAUUUAACAUGUAACUGUAAGGAAAGUAACGUAAAUUGUGUUGGAAAUCAAUAUACAACCCAUUGAAGUAAGAACAAAAACACGAAAUUCGAGAUUUAAUCUUCAAAGAGCCAACACUUGUUACAUAAUGGUGUUUCUUGAUCAAUUUACCAGUCAUUUUUGUUCAAGAUGCUGUUCAUAGUGUGCUUUGUCUUCUACUUGCGAUUAUUUUUUUUAUAGUG